AUGGCCACAAAGCUGAACGGAUCGUCAAAUGGAGGUCUGAGGAACAGUGCUGGCAGCAAACCUGUCAAAAAGCUUGUAAUCCGUGGCCUUAAGACAUCGAAGGGGCUGCCUGACGAUUACGAGCAAAAGACAUGGGAGAAGCUGCAGGCCGCCAUCGCUGCCGUGCAGAACAAACAGGCCGUCCAGUAUGGUGAAGAAGAGCUCUACAAGGCCACCGAGAACCUGUGCUCGCAGAAACUGGGAGCAGGACUCUACAGCAAGAUCCAGGGCGAGUGCGAACGCCACAUUCGCGCUCAGAAGGCCGCCCUGCAGCAGCUGGUUCGCACUCAAGAGCCGUCUAGCUUCCUCAUCUCCGUGAACAACGUUUGGAACGACUACUGCCAGGCUAUGUUUUACAUCCGCAGCAUAUUCUUGUAUCUGGACCGCACAUACGUGAUCCAGACAGCAGGCGUCAGUUCGCUGUGGGAUCUGGGCCUCCAGCUGUGGCGCGACAACGUCAUCGCCGACUCAGAGGUGGAGAAGAAGCUCAUCGUCGGCCUGCUCAGCCUCGUCGAGCGCGAGAGAGACGGCGAGAUGGUGGAGCGGGACUUGAUCAAGAAUCUCAUUCGCAUGCUGGCUUCCAUUGGCGUCUAUGCCGAGCGAUUCGAGAGGAGCUUCGUCGUAGCCACUGGCAAAUACUAUUCGCAAGAGUCGGCGCGUCUGCUAGCGGAUAUGGAGAUGGCGGACUACUUGGCCCACGCGGAGGAGCGACUGGUGCAGGAGGAGCAGAGAGUGACACACUACCUGGAACCCUCCACGCGACGUCCGCUGCUCACCGCCGUGGAGAAUGCCCUCAUUGCCGCCCACGCCGACGGCAUUCUCCAGAAGGGAUUCGACCGUCUCGUCGACCAAGGCCGAGUUGCGGAUCUCGCCCGGCUCUACACACUCUUCUCCCGAGUACAGAGCCUGCCCUUGGUGCGAGUCGCUUUCAACACACACAUCAGGGCUGCCGGAGCUGAGAUCGUAAAUGAUGCGGAGAGGGACAAGACGAUGGUCCCUACGCUGCUGGAACUCAAGACCAAGCUGGAUACCAUCUUGCGAGACUCGUUCCACUCGACAGACAUAUUCGCGCACGCCAUGAAGGAGGCCUUCGAACAUUUCAUCAACACCCGAGAAAACAGACCCGCUGAGCUCAUCGCCAAGUUUGUCGACGCCAAGCUCAAGGCUGGCAACAAAGCGGCUACCGAAGAGGAGCUCGAAGCGUUGAUGGAUCGUGUCAUGGUGCUGUUCAGGUUUAUCAACGGCAAAGACGUGUUCGAGGCCUUCUACAAGAAGGAUCUCGCCAAGCGACUCCUCCUGGGCAAGAGUGCGUCGAUCGACGCCGAGAAGUCGAUGAUCUCCAAGCUCAAGACCGAGUGCGGCAGCGGCUUCACCUCGAAGCUGGAGGGCAUGUUCAAGGAUGUGGAGUUGUCGAAGGACAUCAUGAUCUCCUUCCGCCAGUCUCGCCAGGCUCAAGAGCUGAAGGACCUGGAGGUCAACGUGAGCGUUCUGACGACUGGCUACUGGCCUGCCUACACUCCGCUUGACAUCAAGCUGCCGCCGCAGCUGGCCCACUGCCAGGAUGUCUUCCGAGCGUUCUACUUGGGCAAGUACCAGGGCCGCCGCCUGUUCUGGCAGCACACCCUCGGUCACACGGUCCUCAAGGCCUUCUUCCCCAAGACGGUGGUGAUGCUUCUCUUCAACGACACCAAGUCGAUCUCGUACAAGGACAUUGCCGAGGCCACGGGCAUCGAGCAGAAGGAACUGAAGCGGACGCUGCUCUCUCUCGCAUGCGGCAAGGUGCGCCCACUGACGAAGGAGCCCAAGGGCAAGGAGGUGGGCGAUGACGACGUCUUCAACUUCAACGACGACUUCCGCCACAAGCUCUACCGCAUCAAGGUCAACUCUAUUCAGAUGAAGGAGACCGAGGAGGAGAACACAAAGACAAAGGAGAGCGUGUUCCAGGACCGACAAUUCCAGAUCGACGCUGCCAUCGUGCGCAUCAUGAAGACCAGGAAGACCCUCACGCACAACCAGCUCAUGGCCGAGCUCUAUCAGCAGCUCAAGUUCCCGCUCAAGCCUGCGGAUGUGAAGAAGCGAAUCGAGAGCUUGAUCGACAGAGAGUACCUGGAGCGCGACCCGAAGAACACCGCCAUCUACAACUACCUGGCGUGA
Messenger RNA from Acanthamoeba castellanii str. Neff, 2193 nucleotides. Its product is annotated as cullin 4B, putative. Gene Ontology annotation, molecular function: ubiquitin protein ligase binding. The transcript has 12 exons. Bases 1 to 2193 code for a protein of 730 amino acids. Gene Ontology annotation, biological process: ubiquitin-dependent protein catabolic process; protein ubiquitination. Gene Ontology annotation, cellular component: cullin-RING ubiquitin ligase complex. The record is from RefSeq and is a predicted model, not a curated record. NCBI's taxonomy places the organism in Eukaryota, Discosea, Longamoebia, Acanthamoebidae.